Molecule: messenger RNA, 2366 nt
Organism: Empidonax traillii (willow flycatcher)
Lineage: Eukaryota; Metazoa; Chordata; Aves; Passeriformes; Tyrannidae
Gene: SLC51B
Product: solute carrier family 51 beta subunit
Exons: 6
Coding region: 517-1416 (299 amino acids)
Biological process (GO): bile acid and bile salt transport
Cellular component (GO): plasma membrane
Molecular function (GO): transmembrane transporter activity; protein heterodimerization activity
Source: RefSeq, a predicted model, not a curated record
AAUAAAUAAAUAAAGGGAUAAUAUCUGCUUUAUCAGGACGUGCUUCCUGUGUGCAAUGAGGGACCGAGGCAGGCGGAGCGAACAUUAUCUUUAACUCCGGGGUAACUUAUUACUGAGUGUCAUUCUACUCAGUGUGCUCUUUUAAUACUGAUUGUGCCAAUAGCUUGAGCAAAUAGACUGGAAGUUCCUACGGUUCAUUCUUUGGGAAAAGGUCGUUCACCUCGCGCUGUAAAUGGUCCCACUAAAGAGGUGUGUUUUCUUCGGGGGCCGGAGUGUACCUCACCUCUUGGACUGGCCUUCACACAUGACUCAGGGGCAGAGUGAAUCACAGCUCGCAGCACAUCCCGAGCAGGAGGACAGGAAACCCUGGCACCGCAUUGCCACGGUGACACUGCCACUGACGGGAGCUCGGAGGAGACGUCUUGGGAUGGCAGGGCUGACAGAAGAGAUGUAGCUUCCUCCCUGCUGGGAACUGCCUGUUUCUGGCAUCUGCACACUGAAGAAACACUGGGGAAGAUGCGAUCCGUUCCAGCUGCAUAUACAAAUAUGAAGAUCUUCUGGAUAAUCCCGUUUUUCCUGCUGCAAGGCACUGAAGCUUUUCUGAUAAAAAAUGCUAAAUUCAACCUGUGUUUACAAGCCAGCCCGAUAAAUAGGAAUUUAUUGCUGGAGAACUGUAAUCCAGAGUCAGAUUUCCAGGACUGGUCUUGGCAAGGCGACUCUUUGGUGAAUCACGGCACGCAGAGCUGCCUCUCCGUGUCGGGGGCCGACAGAGUGCAGACAAGUCUCUGUGCCAGCACAGCCUACACGAGCUGGGACUGCUCCAACUCUCUGCUCUCACCUCUGGGUACCAGCCAGAGCUACCUGGUGGCAAGCAGGAAAGGAGUUGCUCUCGGUGAUGUGAGAGGCCUCAAGGCCCAGUGGCAGGAUGCUGCGGACAGGAGCGUGUGCGAGGAGAAAACCGCCAAGGCAGGGCAUCCCAGGUACUUCCCAGCUGCCCUGACCAGCCCACAGAUGCAUGAGCACACAGCAGGCAAUGCCAGCCUUCUACCAGGCAUGGACCAGCAACAGCUGGAGGAGCUGCUCUGGUUCUUCCGCAGAGAAGACCCCUCAACAUGGAAUUACUCUGUCCUCGCGCUGUCCCUCGCAACCUUCAUUUUGGGUCUUGUUCUCCUGACCAUUAACAUUGUGCGAAACAGGAAAAGGAAAAUCCUCAUGAGCAGAGAUGCAGGGCAAACCCCGCUGCAGGCUGAGCUGGAUGCCAAGAAAGCCCUGAUACCUGCGCAGGAAUACAGGCCAGAUGAGCCACAGAAACAGGAGCCAGUGCCCCAGGACCAGAGACCUGGAGACGUGGUGGUUCAGUGGAAGGAUGGGACCGUCACCUCCCUGUAUACGGAUUCGUCUGAAGAGGCCCUAUAGCAGCAGCUGAAGUCAGACCAUACAGGCCCUAAGGAAGGUAUUGGAAUAUCUCAUUUUGUAGGGAUGGAAGUUUAAAAAUGCAGUUCAGCCUGGGGAAAGAAAAAACAAAGAGAAGAAAGCAGCAGAGUUGCACCCAGAGGAGAGGCCCUGGGCUCGAGGCAACCCCUGCCUCCCCAGCUCAGCUCUUGCCUGGCUGAUGUUCCCCUGCAGGUCUUGGCUGCUUCCAGCCUUCCCUCUGGCACCAGCUUCACCCCUUCCCUCAGGUGCUGCAAACAGCUGGGAGCUGGGCCAGGGCAGGAGGUGGGAGGCUUGUCCUGCAGUCAUCCACUUCCCGUCAGGAAAACAGCCACACUGAAGCUGAGGCACUUUUGUUCCUUUCAGAAAUCAUCUUUAUUAAAAUACUUUCCAAAGAGGUUGAUCGAAAUCCCAUAUUGAAUCUCUCUCUGUCAGUAAGGUCAUAUAUAUAUAUAUAUAUAUACAUGGAUAUAUGUACAAAUAUACACGUGGAUAUUUUACUCUGCAGAGUAACUGCAACUCCAGGGAGAAGCAGAACAUUUAACCUGAUAGAGCACCUGAAACCAAACACCCAGCCCUUGGCCCUGGCUCGGGCACAGGCAGAGCCUGGUGUGCUCCAGGAUUCCCUUCAUGCCCUUCACUGGGCACAUGUAGAAGCCGUGAAAUAAUUUAUGACAUUUUUGGAAAUAUAUCACUCUUUUCAACAAAGGCUCUUCAGACCAUGUCCUCGUCAUUGAAGCGUCUCCUUGCAAAGCCUUUGGAAAGGGACACUACAGUGUAAAAAGCUGAUUAAAAAAGCAGCAGUUUUUGGUGUGACUUAGUUCGCUGUGUGGGAAUCGGUUUCAGGCCACCUGAGGCCUUUAGUCAGCUGAAACAGCAUCUGCACCUUUUUUAUUUGGAUUUGAAAGAAAAUAAAAAUUCCUCCUACUUAUUGC